This is a messenger RNA of Charadrius vociferus (killdeer), 2309 nucleotides long. Its product is annotated as melanotransferrin-like. NCBI's taxonomy places the organism in Eukaryota, Metazoa, Chordata, Aves, Charadriiformes, Charadriidae. Gene Ontology annotation, cellular component: extracellular region; recycling endosome; early endosome. The record is from RefSeq and is a predicted model, not a curated record. Gene Ontology annotation, biological process: iron ion transport. The coding region runs from base 30 to 2240 and encodes 736 amino acids. The transcript is spliced from 17 exons.
GAGAGGAUCCUUGCUGAACUGCUGUAAUCAUGAAGGCAGUGACUUUAAUUGUGCUAAUCAUCUUCACUUUGCUGUCUUCAGGGAAGAAAUUCCGAUGGUGCACCCUUUCUGACCUAGAACAGAGAAAGUGUGCUGAACUGUCCAAAGCACUUAUGGCUGUGCUGCCCCUUGCUACUGUCAAUUCAUUUGCAAGGAUUUCUUGCAUCAGAGCCCACAAUACAUAUGACUGCAUUGAUAAAAUCAGGGCGAAUAAAGCAGAUGCUGCCUCCUUGGAUGCUGGGGAUGUUUACUCUGCUGUAAAGCUGUAUGGUUUGACAGCAGUGGCAAAGGAGAUCUAUGAACAAGGACAUUGUGUGUUUGCUGUGGCCAUUGCCAAACGAGGAACUCUGGUUAUCCAGAGGCUACGAGGUGUACGCAGCUGCCACAAUGGAGCCAGAUGGACAUCAGGCUGGAAUAUUCCAUUUGGCUUUCUCCUUGCAAGAAAUGAUCUUUCCUGGGAUGAGGCACAACCUCUGAGCCAAGUAAUCAGUGAGUAUUUCAACGCAAGUUGCAUCCCUGGGGUUGGUGUUGCUGCUCCUCGACUGUGCGCUCUCUGCCAAGGACAAAAGUCCUAUGUCAGAGACAAGAACCACUUCUGUGAGACAAGCAGUAGCGAACCCUUCUAUGACUCUGAGGGAGCCUUCAGGUGCUUGAAGAAUGGCGUGGCAGAUGUUGCCUUUUUAGAUCAUCUAACAAUUAUGAGUGCCACAGAGGCAGAACAACAGGAAUAUGAACUCUUAUGUCCUGAUGGGACUACAGCUGAGCUGACUGAAUACGGCACCUGUAACUUGGGCAAGGGGCCUGGCCGUGGCAUCAUCACCCGCCACAACUUCCAGAAGAUCACCAACAAAUUUCUUACCAUGAUCCAACGCCUCUUUGGGCGAAAAGGAAAGGAAAGAGCCAGGUUUGAACUCUUCACUUCAGCACCCUUCGGGGGAAAGAACCUGCUGUUCCGAGAUGCCACUCAACACCUGCAGCUUCUUGAGGAGCAGCUAGAGAUUGCCUAUGUCCUUGGUCUGGAUUAUGUAGCUCUCCUUAAGGGUCUUGGCCAUGAAGGGAGCUCUUUGGACAACAGUGUUGUGCGCUGGUGCUGCAUCAGUGAUGCUGAGCUUCGCAAAUGUGAGGAGUGGGCACUGAGCAUCAAAUCCGACCCACUAGUCUGUGUCCAAGCAACUUCCAUGACCAAAUGCAUUGAAAUGAUCAAGAGUAGUGAGGCUGAUGCUGUCACCCUGGAUGCAACACAUGUCUACAUUGCAGGGAGAUGUGGACUGGUGCCUGUAGCUGCAGAAUGUUAUGGAGGAGAUUGUGCCCCGGCUGCUAAGAGCACAGAGGAAAUGGGGAAACGAAUUCAUCUUAAGCACAAAGCACUGCCACCAGUUUAUGCUGUUGCCGUAGCUAAGAAAAAUGCCAAACAGAUUAACAUCCGUAACCUUAGGGGAAGGCGAUCCUGCCACAGUCACCUGUAUAGUCCUGGAGGCUGGUUGCUUCCUUCCAGAUACACAGUGGGAGCUCUGGAGAAUGAUACUGAGAACUGUGACAUUGGCUCUGUUUAUCAGAAUUACUUUUGGAAGGGCUGCAUGCCAGGAGCAGAUGGAAACCUGUGCAAGGUGUGCAUUGGAGACAGUGAGGUGGAAGGGGCUCGAGUAUCUAGCAGAUGUGCUGCAAGUCACAACGAACGCUAUUAUGGCAAUAUGGGAGCCCUCAGGUGCCUAGUUGGCAAUCCGAGUGGAAGAAGCUUCGGAGAUGUAGCUUUCCUGGAACAUUCUAACCUACUCCAGAACAUACAGAAUCUGGACAGCUCUGGUUGGGCAAAAGGUUAUACCCCUGUCGACUUUGAACUCUUGUGUCCAGAUGGAACGCGUGCCGCAGUCACAGAAUGGGCAGGCUGUAACCUGGGGGCCAUUCCCCCCAGCACAGUUAUGACCCGACCAGUCACCGUCACUAAAAUCUAUGACUUUCUAAUGAAAUCCCAGGAACCUCUGGGAAGCAAACUGGAUUCUGAAUUCCAUCUCUUUCAGUCAUGGAAGUAUGGUGAAAGUGAUCUGCUUUUCAAAGAUACUACUCAGUACCUUGUUCAUGCAAGUCACAUGAGCUAUCAGGAAAUUCUUGGAGUGUCUUUCUUUAAACUGGCAGAAUCAGUGUUUAAUUGUACACCUGCAGGCAUCUUAGACUUCUGCAAACAGGAUAUCUGUGCAUCCUGAUUGAACUAACAGCUAAUACAGAGGCUUUGCAAGGCACAUACGUCACCAUCAAUUUUGAAAACAAGGAAA